AACAAGGUGAAGUUGUUUUAUACCAAACCCAAACUCAGAAUCAACACACACAAAAGUUUUGUUCUACCGCCAUGGAUUCGCAGCAACAAACUCGAGCAUCGCAACAACCCCGUGAUUCCAAUUCUUCAACUUCCAUUGCAAUUCCCUUCCUCUCUUUCAUCGCCAUUGCCGCUUUGGUUUUGGUUCCUUCAGCAUCACCGUCCUUCAAAAAUACGCUGUCAAUUAUUCACCAAGUCCCUGAAGGCCAUGUGGGGGUAUAUUGGAUAGGAGGUGCGCUUCUGAAAACAAUUACAGAGCCAGGUUUCCAUAUGAAGAUGCCAUUCUUAACUCAAUUUGAGCCUGUUCAAGUGACACUUCAAACAGAUGAGGUGACAGAUAUACCGUGUGGUACUAAAGGAGGUGUUAUGAUCAGUUUUGGGAAGAUUGAGGUUGUUAACAGACUGCGUAAGGAAUCUGUCUAUGAGACAUUGCUCAACUAUGGUGUACAUUAUGACAAGACAUGGAUAUAUGACAAGAUUCAUCAUGAAAUUAAUCAGUUUUGCAGCUCUCAUAGUCUUCAACAAGUAUAUAUCGAUGUGUUUGAUCAGAUUGACGAAAAAAUGAAGGAUGCCCUUCAAGUUGACUGUACCCGCUAUGCUCCGGGCAUUGAGAUCAUUGGUGUCCGUGUCACAAAGCCAAAUAUUCCAGAAAGCAUAAGACGCAACUUUGAACAAAUGGAAGAAGAGCGUACUAAGGUCUUAAUUGCCAUUGAGAAACAGAAAGUUGCUGAGAAGGAGGCAGAGACUAUGAAGAAGAUGGCUAUUAGUGAGGCUGAGAAGAACGCCAAUGUUAGCAAGAUCGUUAUGGAACAGAAGUUGUUGGAAAAGGAUAGUGCUAGAAAACAGGAAGAAAUUGAAAAUGAAAUGUAUCUAGCACGUGAAAAGAGCCUGGCAGAUGCAGAUUUCUACCGUGUAAUAAGGGAAGCUGAAGCAAACAAGUUGAAGCUUACCCCUGAGUUUCUUGAGCUAAAAUUUAUCGAAUCCAUCGCUAAUAAUACAAAGAUUUUCUUUGGAGACAAGAUUCCAAAUAUGAUUUUGGACCAAAGGCUGCUCGGAAACUUCCUUGCAGAAGAAGUUUCAAGAGGGGCCGGUACAAAAAUGAAAGCAGAUAUAUAAACUCUAUCAGUGGGCUCUCUCAUAGUUUUCUUCUACAGAAUACAAUGAAAAGAAGGAUGCCAUUUGUUUUAGGAACAUUGUUUUUUAAUGUGGAGGCAAGUAGAUAAUAGGUGGGCCUUUUUGAUAAAGUGGAAACUAAAAAAAUGGGCAUAUAGGAAGAUUGUAUCAAGUUCUCAUUCUCAAGUCGUUGUUACAUUUUGUCAUCUUUAUGUGCUGGUGUGUCAAGUUGUACUAAGUAUUUUUAGGUAUGAAUUACAGAAGUUGUGUUCAGAUUGAGAAAUUUGAGGUCAUGCAUUUGACAGAAGUUGUGUGUUUUAUUUAUAUAUUGUCAAGGCCUCCCUAUAAAUAAAGUUCAUUCGGAAGUUGUGUUUUUA
Messenger RNA from Cicer arietinum (chickpea), 1528 nucleotides. RefSeq lists its product as uncharacterized. Gene Ontology annotation, biological process: SREBP signaling pathway. NCBI's taxonomy places the organism in Eukaryota, Viridiplantae, Streptophyta, Magnoliopsida, Fabales, Fabaceae. Gene Ontology annotation, cellular component: endoplasmic reticulum membrane; endoplasmic reticulum. Gene Ontology annotation, molecular function: ubiquitin protein ligase binding; cholesterol binding. The record is from RefSeq and is a predicted model, not a curated record.